AUGGACACCUGUGAGGUCAUCAAUGUGGCUGAUGGUCGAGAGCCACAGUACAAUGUGACUGUGAGAAAUGCCUGGAAGCUUCGUGAUAGCCACAGUGACAAGUGGUAUUUAUUAGUUGCCAAGACAACUGUUGCCAAACAACGGUGGCUGAAGGCUUUCCAGGAUGAAAGAAAACGUGUUAAGGAUGACACAGAAAAUAAUUUCAACAUUCCCUUUCAUGUGAAGCAGGCAGUGAUUACCAACUUCAAGCAGAAGAACACCAUCCAAAAACCAAAAGGUAAAGGUCAUUUGUCACGAGCAAACACAGCUGAGGUGAUCAAUUCCAUUAAUAGAGUCAAUGCCAUCGCCACUUUACCACGGACCAAGAAUCGUCACAAAGUGAAAUCUGAAGCAGCACUGGACACCAGCAAAAUAAUGAAAUGGUUUUUCUUUGGUAAAGGCAAGACUUGA
Candidula unifasciata is the source of this 450-nucleotide messenger RNA. NCBI's taxonomy places the organism in Eukaryota, Metazoa, Mollusca, Gastropoda, Stylommatophora, Geomitridae. The record is from the annotation of a GenBank genome assembly.